Molecule: messenger RNA, 667 nt
Organism: Suncus etruscus (white-toothed pygmy shrew)
Lineage: Eukaryota; Metazoa; Chordata; Mammalia; Eulipotyphla; Soricidae
Product: H/ACA ribonucleoprotein complex subunit 2-like
Exons: 2
Coding region: 1-540 (179 amino acids)
Biological process (GO): rRNA pseudouridine synthesis; snRNA pseudouridine synthesis
Cellular component (GO): box H/ACA snoRNP complex
Molecular function (GO): box H/ACA snoRNA binding
Source: RefSeq, a predicted model, not a curated record
AUGGUGCCGGCGACUCGAUGCGUACAGGGAGCUCAGACACAGGGGGCGGCCAUGUUUCUUUCCCGGGAACCACUUCCGCCAAGCCAGUCUCGCGUCUCGCGAGAGAUCCGAGACUUCCGAGAGUUUCGGGUUGGCACAGCGCCCCCUGGCGACCGGGCUUCCGAACUCCAGAAGGUUUCCUGCGCUGCUUCUGCGUCUGCGCUUAUGCUUCCCGCCGGGCUCAACCAGGGAAUAAACAUAAAAGACGAGAAGCAGAUUCGACGCGGAGUGAAGGAGGUGCAGAAGUUUCUCAACAAAGGCGAGAAAGGGAUCAUGGUGCUGGCUGGGGACACGCUGCCUAUUGAGGUGUACUGCCACCUGCCGGUCAUGUGCGAGGACCGCAGCCUGCCCUAUGUCUAUAUCCCCUCCAAAAUGGACCUGGGCGCUGCAGCAGGCUCGAAGCGGCUCACUUGCGUGAUCAUGAUCAAGCCGCAUGAGGAAUAUCAGGAUGUCUACGAUGAGUGUCUGGAGGAGGUGCAGGCCCUGCUCUUUUCCCUGUGACCCAAAGAAUUGAGGGGAGGAUGCAGCACUGCAGGUUGGCACAAGCUUGGGGCUUAACUCAAGGCAGCCUCCAGUCUAGGAGAUGGAGGACAGUAAAUGCUAAGAAAUGAAAAAAAAGAAAAAAAGA